This is a messenger RNA of Fusarium falciforme, 984 nucleotides long. RefSeq lists its product as hypothetical. The transcript has 3 exons. NCBI's taxonomy places the organism in Eukaryota, Fungi, Ascomycota, Sordariomycetes, Hypocreales, Nectriaceae. The coding region runs from base 1 to 984 and encodes 327 amino acids. The record is from RefSeq and is a predicted model, not a curated record.
AUGUCAGGUACUCUCAACAUCUUGCGGCAAGCCUUCUUCGCCGGGUCCCCAAGGUUCAUGCCAAAGGAUCUCCCCGAUCUCAAGGGCAAGGUCAUUGUCGUCACUGGCGCCAACACGGGAAUUGGCAGAGAGAUCACCCAGAUUCUUUACUCCAAGAAUGCGCGUGUUUACAUGAUGGCGCGUUCUGAAAGCAAGAGCAAGGAAGCAUGUGAUGCCAUUCAAGCUGCUGUCCCCAGGUCUGGAGGAGAAUUGAUCUGCCUCCCACUUGACCUUGCCGAUCUCCCAAGCAUCAACGCUUCUGCAGCUGAAAUCCUACGCCGAGAAAGCAAACUCCAUGUCCUCUUCAACAAUGCCGGUGUUGGUUUCACUGAACAUGGUUCCAAGACCAAGCAGGGCUACGAGCUUCAGCUUGGCGUCAACUGUCUUGGGACCUUGGCCUUCACGCAGCAACUGACCCCCACGCUAAUCUCCACAGCGAGAGACUCGCCCCCUGGGACGGUUCGCGUGGUCUGGGCCUCGUCCACGGCUGCUAUCGCCACUACCACCAAGCGCUACAUGGAGAGAGUCAAGGACAUCACCAAAGAAACUUCGGCAGAGCAGUACUACAUCAGCAAGCUUGGCGACUACUUCUAUGCUACCGAAUAUGCCUCCCGACACAAGGAACACGGCAUCAUCUCAACCCCUCUCAACCCCGGAAAUCUGGACUCGGAAUUUUGGCGCACCAUGGGCCCUACUUUUCACUGGUUCCUCCGAAAGACGGUGUUGUAUCCCACGAUCUACGGUGCAUACACCAACAUCUUUGCUGGCUUCUCCCCUGAAGUGACGUUGGAAAAGUCAGGUACAUUUGUGGCUCCGUGGGGAAGGUUGUGGCAUGCUACCAAGGACAUGGUCGCUGGGUCCAAGACCCGGGCAGAGGGAGGCACUGGCAUCGCCAAAGAAUUCUGGGAGUGGAGCGAGGCGCAGGUUAAGCUACACACUAAGUAG